UACUUUACAACUGUUGUAUAGCUAGUUUCAGUUGUUGGCUUCCUGAGAAGAAGUAACGUCUGGAAACAUACAGUCUGCUACUGAAACAGCCAAGAAUCAUUCCAAAAUCACAGCCUGCUGAAAAUGAAUCAAGAACUACAAGCCAAGCUGCUAAAAAUUGCUGACGCCCUUGAUAAUAAGGCUGUGAAGGAGUUAGUAUUUUGUUGCGGAGACAACAUAAGGGCUACAAAAAGGCAAAAAAUACAUAAUGCUCGAUCGCUUUUUGAACAUCUGCAGGAAAAAGUUUUGGUGUCAGAGGAAGACUUAUCAUUUCUAAAAGAGAUUCUCUGGAAAAUAGACAAAAUUGACAUCCUAAAAAAACAUCUGUCAGUGACUCAGGAGGAACUAGCAGAGCUACAAAAAUCUCCAAGGCACAUCUCUCCUUACAGGUCAAUGCUAUUUGACAUUUCACAAGAUUUAGAUUCUGAUGAUGUGAAGAAGGUGACGUUUCACAUGUACCAUGAAAAAGCCAUAAUGAAGCAAGAAGACGUAUCCAUGUUGGAUGUUAUUACUGAAAUGGAAAAGGAUGCAUUUUUGAGUGAAAGUAACUUGGAAAAAUUAAAAAAAACGUUAACUGCAAUUGGCCGCGAAGACGUCCUUCUGAAAAUUGGAUCAUAUGAAAAUCCAGGCAGACAAGCAAAAUACCUUGAUUCCACACAGGAGAAGAUACCAAUCCAAGAGAAUCCAAAUAAUCAGCCAGAGGAGCUGAAAGCUGAUUCUGGAAGAGGCAAAAAUCUGGAACAUUACAACCUGGACAAAGAACCACACGGCUGGUGUGUGAUUCUGAAUAAUGAAGAUUUUGAAAACGGUGUGAAGAGGAUUGGAACAGAUAAAGAUGCUGGUGCAAUACGGAGAGUAUUUGAACAUCGAAGAUAUACUGUAGAAGAAUGCAAAAACCUGAAAGGAGAAAAAAUGUUAGACAUCAUGAAGGAGUAUUCGGAAAAGGAUCAUGCUAAUAAUGACAGCUUUAUCUGUUUUAUUCUCUCACAUGGGUGUCAAGAAACUGUGUUAGGUGUUGACGGAAAAAAGGUGCUCAUUAAGGACCUAACUAGUUGUUUCAAUGGUCAGAAUUGUAAGUCUCUCAUUGGGAAACCUAAGGUGUUCUUCAUUCAAGCAUGCCGAGGAGAUGAACUUGAUGGGGGAGUCCCUUAUGAGGGAGACGGCAGUACAUCUACAUAUGAAUGUGAUGGAGGAACUCUUCCUAUUACUGCAGAUUUCUUAACAGCCUACGCUAGCACUGAAGGUUAUAAGUGUCUACGGGGUCUCGAAGGCUCUGUUUAUAUUCAGAAGCUGUGUAAAAUCUUGGAAGAUCCUGACCAUUUCCAAGAUGAUUUGAGAGACCUCCUGACCAAAUUACAGGAUGACAUAGCGAACGACCAACCUUUCAAGGUUAAAGAAAAAGGAGUGACACAACCUGGAAAACAAAUGCCAUCAUACACAUCAGAGCUUCGCAAAAAACUGAUUUUACCUCGUCCAGAAAAUAUAUAAAACCAAUGACUUCUAAAUCCUCUCUCUGUUUUUAACUUUCCCUUGGAAGCAGCUGGAGAUGAACAAGAGACACAUCGAUACAAUCCUCUGAAUAUAUCUUAAAGUAAAAGUAAACCUUAAGAAAAGCA
Messenger RNA from Rana temporaria (common frog), 1655 nucleotides. RefSeq names its product caspase-8-like. The record is from RefSeq and is a predicted model, not a curated record. The transcript is spliced from 9 exons. Bases 124 to 1527 code for a protein of 467 amino acids. Gene Ontology annotation, molecular function: protein binding; cysteine-type endopeptidase activity. Gene Ontology annotation, biological process: proteolysis; negative regulation of extrinsic apoptotic signaling pathway via death domain receptors. Lineage: Eukaryota; Metazoa; Chordata; Amphibia; Anura; Ranidae.